AUGAUGAUACGGUCUAAUCUCUUGACAAUCACAAGACCAUUCUCAUCUACUGCUAUAUCACACGCCAUCAGAUCAAACAGACCAACAUUCACCAAGUUCAACAAGGACAAAUCAUUACAAUUACCAAAAAGAACUGGUAGUAAAAAAAGAUUACUAGAACAAAAAUCAUCAUCAACUCCAAAACCAAAACAUAUAAGAGGUAACCACAAGCAACCAAAAGAACCAGAAAAACUAGGAUAUGGUGAAUAUUCAUCUCUAAAGGAAAUCACUCAUCAAGAUUAUCAUUAUGCUCAAAAUUUAAUAUCCAAAAUUGAUAAUUUUGAAGCUUUGAAAUUAUUACCAUCUGUACGUGAUUCCAUAGUUUCAAGUAUUAAAAACAAUACAAUCCUAAAUAAUAAAAACUAUGUCUCUCCAAAUAAACAUGAACAAAAAGAAGACCUAGUUAUAAAACCAUCACCUAUUCAAAUCGCUUCAAUCAAAACAAUGGCUAAACAUAUUUUAAAACCAUCAUUAUCAACAUUCACCAUUGCAGCUGAAACUGGUUCUGGUAAAACUUGGGCAUAUAUGGCCCCGUUAAUAGAUUAUUUAAAACAUGAAGAAUCAAAUGGAGAUUGGGAAAGAAUUCAUAAUAAAGCCAUUAUAAGAUCUGUUAUACUUGUUCCUACACAUGAAUUAAUUGAUCAAGUUUAUAAAUCUGCUCAAGAUGUUUAUAAAGAUUUAGGUCUAAAUGUUUUCAAAUGGGAUAGAUCAACUUCUUAUCAAGAUUUCUCACAAGCAUUAUCUAAAAGAAUUGAUAUCUUAAUAACAACACCUGGUAAGAUUAAUUCAAUUGAAAAAAUUAGAAACUUGUCAAAUACUCAAUAUGUCUUUACACGUACUGGAUUUUUAGUUAUAGAUGAAGCUGAUACCUUGAUGGAUGCAUCAUGGAUCCAAGAUACUGUUCAUUCCAUCAAAAAAAUGACAAAUUUAUCAAACCUAGUAUUCUGUUCAGCAACGAUCCCAAGAGAAUUUAAUCAAACAAUUGAUAAAAUCUUCCCCAAUUCAAUACCAAUAACAACCCCUUCAUUGCAUAAACUUCCUAAAACUAUAAAAUUUCAAUUAAUAGAUGCCCAAGUCUCUCCAUAUCAAGGAUCCAAGAUGAAAGCUCUUGCCCAGGCAUUAUACGCAAUCCACAAGGAUGGUACAGAACCAGGAUAUGAAAAAAGAUGUAUUAUAUUCAUUAAUGAAAAAAAACACAUUGAUAAAAUUGCAGAAGAACUUAGACAAGUUUAUAAUCAUGAUGUUACAACCUUGACGGGGGAAUUAACACCUAUAGAACGUUCUGCCAAAAUUGGAUUGUUUAUUAAUCCACCAAGAAAAUUAUCUGAAGUUGAACAACAAGAAACCCAAGAACCAGAGGAUCAACAGGAUAAAGUUAUAUCAGAUUCAAAUAUUUCAAUAAAACCUAAAAAGAAACAAAAUCAUGAAGAUAAUUUAAAAAUCUUGAUAACUACAGAUAUCUUAUCUCGUGGGUUAAAUUUUAGUGCCGUGAGAAAUGUUAUAUUGUAUGAUGUUCCUAAUACUUCUGCAGAUUUGAUUCAUAGAUCUGGUAGAACUGGGAGAAUGAAUCAAAGUGGUAGAGUUUUUUUGAUUAUUGAUAAAAAGGCUAAAAGUUGGGUUAAGAAAUUACCAAGUACAAUUAGAAAUCAUGGUUUAAUAACAUAA
Molecule: messenger RNA, 1704 nt
Organism: Hansenula ciferrii
Lineage: Eukaryota; Fungi; Ascomycota; Saccharomycetes; Phaffomycetales; Wickerhamomycetaceae
Gene: MRH4
Product: ATP-dependent RNA helicase
Exons: 1
Coding region: 1-1704 (567 amino acids)
Biological process (GO): maturation of LSU-rRNA from tricistronic rRNA transcript (SSU-rRNA, 5.8S rRNA, LSU-rRNA)
Cellular component (GO): nucleolus
Molecular function (GO): nucleic acid binding; ATP binding
Source: RefSeq, a predicted model, not a curated record